CAGCGCUCAGACACAAACCGAGAGCGAGGAAGCGCGCUAGCAACAAAUGGUCAAUUAUUAUUAUAGAGAGCGAUUAACAGACACUAAAUGGUGUGAUAACAGCUCGUUUAGAGUUCAUAACGUGAGUUUUACAGUCGAAUCAAGACGAAGACAAAGCUGCAUGAGAUUUGACUAUUUAGUGAGCUUGUGGAGAUAAACGAUGUGUUAAACUGAGGCGAAGAAAAGCAUACAAGGGAAGAAUUAUUGUAUCAAAAACAUCGAAUCAGUGGAGACGUACACAUGGUUCAGAAGAGGACACGUACAGCGGCGUUUUGAAAUGGAAAGGGGAAACUAAUAACAUUUCAUAGUGGAGAAAACGGCGAACUGUAAUUGUGCUGCUUACUGCUAGUGUAGUAUUGUUAUUAUUUUUAACGAUGAACAAGAUGCUACCGGCCCGCGAAGCGGCCAAAAUCUACCACACGAACUACGUGAGAAACGCCCGGGCGAUAGGCGUCCUUUGGGCGAUUUUCACCGUAUGCUUUGGCAUCAUAACAGUGGUCUGCUUCAUACAGCCAUACUGGAUAGGGGACAGCGUGAACACGGCUCAGGCGGGAUACUUUGGUCUGUUUCACUACUGUAUCGGCAAUGCCCUGACCUCGGAGCUGACGUGCAAAGGAAGCCCGCUGGACUUUGCCACGAUUCCCUCUAGCGCGUUCAGGACCGCUAUGUUCUUCGUGGGGAUCGCCAUGCUCCUGAUCGUGGGCUGUAUUGUGUGCUUCGGGCUCUUCUUCUUCUGUAACUCCGCCACAGUUUACAAAAUCUGCGCCUGGAUGCAGCUGGCCUCGGCGGCAGGGCUGGUGAUCGGGUGCCUGAUCUACCCGGACGGCUGGGACUCGGACGAGGUGAAGCGGAUGUGCGGGGACAAGACUGACAAGUACACCCUGGGAGCCUGCACCGUGCGCUGGGCGUACAUCUUGACCAUCAUCGCCAUCCUGGAUGCGCUCAUCCUCUCCUUCCUGGCCUUCGUGCUGGGAAACCGGCAGGACAACCUCCUGCCAGAGGACUUCAAGGUGGAGAAUAAAGAAGGGGCUCAUGCCUAGAACCCAGUUGCUAUGGAUUACCAGUGAAUUGGGUCUGAAUAUCUUCCAGCAGGCUGCUCUUCCACCACAGAUCCCCUUCACUGGCCCAGGGGCCAAACUAGUGCUCCUUGCCUCAUUGUAAAUCGGGAGGCGAGUGUGUCCUGUUCCAAACUGAAUAUUUUGAACGAGUCAGACAAGUUUGAGAAUAAAAAAUGUAGGUCUGACACCUGCUCAGUUAAAAUGACCUUAAUAUCAAUUGCAGAAGGAAUGUAAACAUGUGUGUGUGUUUAUUUGUUAUGUACAAAGGGUGUUUCAAGCUCAACAGCACCACCUGGUGUUCUGUGGCAGGAUUGAAAUGAUGUUAUUUUGACUUGGUUACAGCACACCGCUUGCUCUUUUUGAAGAUUACAAACAUGCAUACUGGUUCUAAAAUGUGGAUAAACACUGAAGAGAAUUACAUCGUUUACAUCUUAAAAAGUGAGUGUAAUCGUUGUCAGAGGGUAAGCUGUGUGCAAGUCAUCUCAUUCCAGUUUUUAUCAAGUUCCUUGCAAGUCGGGUUGACGCUUGUAUUUCUGAAUUGUAAAUAUUUCUUAACUUGUCUGGUAAAUAUAUGUCCAAACCCUAAAGUGUUCUCUUAGUGAAUAUGUAUAGGCAACACAGCAGGUUUAUUCAAUCCAUUGCCCGACCCGUUCAGGAGACAAGGUAGGGUUCAGGCUCAGUGUUAAAGCAGCGGUGAUUAGCAGUAUUUCAGGGAAGUGUAAAAGGAGCUGGAUCAGCUAUGAAGUGCCCCGUUUAAUUUACCAUUGAAAUACAACACGCGGCUCAUGAGCCAAGGUCAAAAUACCAGCUCUCCACCGUUUUCUUGGGAAGCAUUCCAGUAUAACAAAACCAGCUCAUUUCAAUUGUUGUUUUGUUCAGAGUUAAAACAGCUUGAAUGUGACAUUCAUAAUGUUACACUCCUGCUGCUGCGGGUUUCAGAUUUGCAGACACCAACAGAUUGAUCUUGCUUUAUUAUAAAGAUGAACACAUUUGCCAGGGCCACUGCAAGCUUGAUGAAUCGAGAAGAGAUUUAUGGUUUAUGCAGGUUAUAUAUAGUGUGUGAUCUAUCUCUCUCUAUAUAACAUACAUGCUGCUGCGCAUUAUGAGAACAAAAGAAAUGUAUCACUAAUAUUUGGAUAAAAUUCACUAGAUGUGAUCGAAAAAAUAACUGUUUUAGAGCAGGUGCGCUGACUUUAUUGUGCCAAUUAACAACUGACAUCAAGAUGCAAAACGAUCACGCCAAUUGUACGAAGGCGCUACUCUCUUGACAGACAUGGCAAGAUUUUUUUUUUUUUUUCUGUGAUUUUCUUUAUUGCUUUUAUUCAAGCUUGCAAUUCAACAGCUGAAAUCACUCCAUAUCCAGAGUCCAAUCAACUGGAUCACUAAUUAGGUGAUUAAGUGCAUCUGCUUCAGUCAUAGUCACUCAAGCGUAUCAUGGUCAAGGGUGAAUGAUCGAGUGAUUAAAAAGAAACCCAAAACAUUUCGUCAAUGCCCAUCAUUUAUAUACCUUAUUUAUUUUCAAAAAUAAAUGUGUUAUAAUAGUGAUAAGUUUCUUUUGAUGCUCAGUGUGUGUGUGUGUGUGUGUAUAUAUAUAUAUAUAUAUUAUUCCUUUGAUUUAAAAAAAUAGGAUGAGAUAUGUUGUUCAACGUAUCUCUCAAUAGCAAAUGUUGAAUUCAGAAUAGUACUGUUGUAAUCUUUAAAAAGUCGCCACCUACCGGGUCUAUAAAGAAAAGCCAAGUCACGUUGAUAAAAGAAAUGUAGCUUUUUAUUAAGCAAGCAGCAACCCCGAUCCACAGUUCCUGUCUUAUCAGAAUUGUAAAAAGGCUCCGCCCCUGCAGCACUGUUGCUAGGAGACAGCAAGCAAGGAGAGAGUAGCUUCCACAGCAGCGAGCUCAGCCCAUACAUUCACAGCCGUGUUGUUUCAUUACCAGUAAGAUUUAGAUAUAAUUUUACCAGAUCGAAGUCAAAUUUGGUUUUCUGGGCCGUAUUUACAUUUACAGUAUGAGUGUUGAAAACGGGACCACAUUUUGAAUUUGUGACAAUGGUUGUUUCGCUACUAUGUAUCUAUCCAUAUCUCUCUCUCUCUCUCUAUAUAUAUAUAUAUAUAUACACACACACACACACACACACACACACACACACACACUGCAGAAGUCCUACACAUGAAUUAACAUGUUCAGAAAAACAUAAUCAGUAAUUGACAAACCCAGGACUGGAAGACAAUUAAUAUAGUUAAGGAAUAGAAAGAAGACAAGUGUUAAAUUGACAACAGAACUGGCAGAAGGCACAGGUGGUGUCCAUCAAAUCAACAGUAUGAAGGUGACUUGAAAUCUGGUCUUAAAGGAUGUGUUGCAGUAAGAAUACCUCUGUUAAGAAAGGGGAACAAGACUAAAAGGCUAAAAUAUGCACAAGAACAGACAUUGGACUAUGGAACAGUGAUCAAAGAUGCUUUGGACUGUCGAUGGACGGACAACGACAUCUGUGCCUUCUGCCAGUUCUGUUGUCAAUUCAACACUUCUCUCCUUUCUAUUCGUUAAGAAUAUUAUCUUCAAGUAUUGCUCAUCCUUGUUAGACAGGUUUUUGGGUCUUCCAGUCCUAGGUUUGUCAAUUACAGAUGUUUCUCUGUGCUUGUUGAUUAUGCUUCGGAUACCACACCUUGAAAAUCGAGUGAUGCGAGCUACUUCACGCAAUAUUUUUCCUUCUUUAUGCAAGUCAAGGUUGUUAUAAUAGUAGAAAACACUAAUGGAGGCUUUGAAUAAAUUGUUGAUGCUCAUAAUGCAUCAUGUCUAAGACUUUUGCACAGCAGUGUGUGUGUGUAUAUAUAUAUAUAUAUAUAUAUAUAUAUAGUGUGUAAAUAAAGCACAAUAUUGAACUGUAUUAAUGUCAAAAGUUUUGCUUGUUCUAUUUCUGAAGAUGUUUUUCAUUAACCUGUGGCAUGUUGUAUACCAUUUAGAAACACAUGGAUGUUUAGCAUAAUAAAAGCAUGUUUCCAUAUUAUUGAAAUAAAUUAAAAAUAAGUUUG
This is a messenger RNA of Acipenser ruthenus (sterlet), 4119 nucleotides long. Its product is annotated as LHFPL tetraspan subfamily member 5 protein-like. Bases 414 to 1079 code for a protein of 221 amino acids. Gene Ontology annotation, cellular component: plasma membrane. The transcript is spliced from 4 exons. NCBI's taxonomy places the organism in Eukaryota, Metazoa, Chordata, Actinopteri, Acipenseriformes, Acipenseridae. The record is from RefSeq and is a predicted model, not a curated record. Gene Ontology annotation, biological process: sensory perception of sound; detection of mechanical stimulus involved in sensory perception.